CCGGGAAGCAGCCCGCCCCUGGUGCACCCGGGGAGAUUAGAUUGAGAGCGAGGGAGCGGUGGCGGGAGCCUAGGCUCGCAGCUCCGAGGAGGUAAGACGAGCAAGGACUGGUGAACCACACUCAGAGGAACACUGAGCUGAACACCCAGCAGAUACCCCAGGAGCCCUCAGUUCCAACCAGCUGGCUACCCUGUACCCUGACUGCUCACCAUGCAGCCUCAGUCUGUUCUCCACAGCGGCUACUUCCACCCACUGCUUCGGACCUGGCAGGCAGCCGCCACUACAUUCAGUGCCUCCAACCUCAUCUACCCCAUCUUUGUCACGCCCUGGGCUUGGCCAGGCAGGGGGACCAGACACUGGACCCUAUCCUCCUCCCAACAUCUCCACUUCCAUAUUCCUUCCCAGCUCCCCAACCAUCCCCCCUCGUCACCCCCUCACCACUGGCCCUUUCCACAGCUACCAAUCCAUAGCCCACCCCCACUCUUGCAGGGAUGUUCCUGAUGAUGUACAGCCUGUUGCCAGCCUUCCAGGAGUGGCCAGGUAUGGUGUGAACCGGCUAGAAGAGAUGCUGAGGCCCCUGGUGGAAGAGGGCCUGCGCUGCGUCCUGGUCUUUGGUGUCCCCAGUAGAGUUCCCAAGGAUGAGCGGGGCUCUGCAGCGGACGCUGAGGACUCCCCGACUGUCGAAGCAGUUCGUCUGUUGCGCAAGACCUUCCCCAGCCUGCUGGUGGCCUGCGACGUCUGCCUGUGCCCCUACACCUCCCAUGGUCACUGUGGGCUUCUGAGCGAGAAUGGGGCUUUCCAGGCCAAGGAGAGCCGCCAGCGGCUGGCAGAGGUGGCUCUGGCCUAUGCCAAGGCAGGAUGCCAGGUGGUAGCCCCGUCGGACAUGAUGGAUGGACGCGUGGAAGCCAUCAAGGAGACUCUGAUGGCACAUGGAUUUGGCAACAGGGUAUCGGUGAUGAGCUAUAGCGCCAAAUUUGCUUCCUGUUUCUAUGGGCCUUUCCGGGACGCGGCUCAGUCAAGCCCAGCUUUUGGAGACCGCCGCUGCUACCAGCUGCCGCCGGGAGCACGAGGCCUGGCGCUCCGAGCAGUGGACCGGGAUGUCCGGGAAGGAGCCGACAUGGUCAUGGUGAAGCCGGGAUUGCCCUACCUGGAUAUUGUGCGGGAGGUGAAGAACAAGCACCCAGAGCUCCCUCUGGCCGUGUACCACGUUUCUGGAGAGUUUGCUAUGCUGUGGCACGGAGCCCAGGCUGGAGCGUUUGAUCUCAAGGCCGCUGUACUGGAGGUCAUGACUGCCUUCCGCAGAGCUGGUGCCGACAUCAUCAUCACCUACUACACACCUCAGCUUUUGCAGUGGCUGAAGGCAUGAUGGAGAGAGUGUGCACGGCCCAAGAACUUUACAGAGGCCCCGGGGCCUUGGAGAAAUGAAAACCAAAGUAAAUGCUGCUUUUUGAACUGUGCCCUUGUGCCCUUUUCCUGCCAAAUCUUACCACUGUCAGCCACAUCUUCCUGGGCUCCGCCAAGCUUCUCCACCCUCCCCUGUGUCAGCCCUGAGGCCAACUCUGCCACUCUAGCUCCUUCCUUGGUGUUGCUUCCAUUUGAAAGCUCUCACGGGCACAGGUUUGUGGGGCCUGGGAGAGGAGUUUGGAGCAUUAGGCGAAGAGGAAGACAGUUGGAUCGUGGAUCCUCAGAAGCUGUGGAAAGCCCAAGGCCUCUGGCAGCAUGCCACAUCUGCUGGACAUCGGGCCUGGGGGCUAGACUGACAUUCCUGAGUUCAAAGUUGAGACUUGCUGCGAUUCCACAGGAAGGCGGUUCCCACACCAGCCAGCGGUUGCCAGGCUGCCUGCGAUCUGCUCUAUUCUGAGCCAUAAACCCCAGACAAGAAUUACUCAUUAACGAGCAGAAACAUUGCCAGGGGAUCAAAAUUCAGAAGCAAAGAGAAAGUUCCUGAUUGUUGGAGAUGCCACCCCAUCAAAAAGGCUUUUUAUUAAAGAGAUAUUUUUUGA
Messenger RNA from Myotis davidii, 2003 nucleotides. RefSeq names its product aminolevulinate dehydratase (gene ALAD). The transcript is spliced from 13 exons. Gene Ontology annotation, biological process: heme biosynthetic process. Lineage: Eukaryota; Metazoa; Chordata; Mammalia; Chiroptera; Vespertilionidae. The coding region runs from base 566 to 1366 and encodes 266 amino acids. The record is from RefSeq and is a predicted model, not a curated record. Gene Ontology annotation, cellular component: cytosol. Gene Ontology annotation, molecular function: zinc ion binding; porphobilinogen synthase activity.